GUGUCUCCAAAUGGAAUCGGAACGAAACGCACACCGGUACAUCUUGGCGACCGUGGCUGUCGUCGGUCUCCUCUACUUGGGUUUCAACCUCUAUUAUGGCAGUUUACGCCUGGAGCCCAACACUUGGAACUCGAGGCCGGCAAAGAUGAUUGAUCACCUGUAUGAGACAGACCCUGAGCUGAAGGCUGUCCAUGAUCGUAUGGUCGCAGAGGCAGAGAGCCUGUCUCCAGAUGUCACAAUUGUCACGGCCUAUUACAACUUGGGCAAGCUCAACAAAGGAGGGAUGUUUGGGAGCUACACCCCUGAUCGUUACAAGCGAUGGAUGUCUGUGUUUGGACGAAUUGACAACCCAUUAAUAGUGUUCACAGAUUCGCCAGAUAUCAUUGAUAUUUUCACUUCUUUGCGAGCUGGUUUCCCUGAUGAAAAGACAAAGAUUGUCCCGUUGAACAGGACGAAGUUGUGGUCUUUUUCUUUAGCUCCAGAAAUAAAGAAAGUCUAUUCUCAGCCAGGUUAUCCAAAGUACGACCCGAACACCGUGAAUGAGAACUACUCUUGUGUGAUGCAUGCCAAAUUUGAGCUGGUCAAUAAAGUUAUCAAGGAGAAAAUGUUCAACACUAAAUACAUCACCUGGUUAGACAUCGGCCUGUUUCGAGCCGUUAUUUCAGAGAAGCAUAAGUUCCCAAUCUCUGUCCCCGCAGACUUUGACGAGAACAAAAUCGCCUACAGUCAACAAAAGAGUUUCCAGUCGCACCUGACACCGUUCCAGAUCAUUCUCGAGGACCGCAUAUGGGUGGGAGGAGCCAUGUUUCUGGGUCGCCCGGAAGUUCUGUUUGUCUACACGCAGGACUACAUGCGCUCGGUGGAGCAGCUCCUCAGCCUGAACAUGAUGAGCACGGAUCAGCAGGUCAUUUACAUCAUGUACCAGCCCGGCUUCGCCUACACCCCGCGUGUGGAGAUUCAGACCUACACCACGCACUCCUCUGACGACUGGUUCUACUUGGGCUAUGCCAUCAAGGAGAUGUGGGAGAUGCGUAUUCGUAGAACUGUCUCCGUCCUCAAGUUCAUGCAGACUCUGUUGUGACGUUGGGAGUAGCUGAUCUAUGAACCUUUGAGCUGGGCAGAGGGUACAGCAAGCUAACAUGAAUGUUUAUGUAUUGUAGCUUUUGGGGGGGGGGGGGAUUGU
This is a messenger RNA of Aplysia californica (California sea hare), 1183 nucleotides long. RefSeq lists its product as uncharacterized. Lineage: Eukaryota; Metazoa; Mollusca; Gastropoda; Aplysiida; Aplysiidae. The record is from RefSeq and is a predicted model, not a curated record.